ACACAUCACCCUUGUUUUGAUCCCAAGACACUAUAUAUAAAGACUCUUCAGCUGGGUUUUUAAGCUUAAACAGAAUAACAUCAGCGAUGUCUUUGCUGCAGAUAGUAACGUUUCUGUCUCUUUCUGUUUGUGCUUUUUGCUAUCCGCCUACCUGCUACACCAGAGUUUUAAACCUGGGAAAGGAAAUAACAGAGCGUGCCCAACGCAUGAAGAAAUCUCCAGACACUGAGAGUUGUACUGCACAUUUACCAGAUCUUUACAUUGAUGUGCAUAACUCCUGUGUUAUGUCAAAAAUGCGCUCUUACCUGUUUUUGGUUGAGAGCUUGCGUGACCGAAUUUGUACAGAGGACAAGAAUGUGCAGGAUCAAAUCAGAGAGGUUCGUCGGCUGUAUCUCAUCAUGGCAAAGAUGUGUAAUGGGGAACUUGUCUUUUACACGGAUGACUGCGCAGAAUUAAACCGCAAAGCGACUAUGCCCACUUGAGGUAUCAAGCACGCCAUUGCCAGUCUUGAACUGCAGAAGAAGGAAUGUUUUUUUUUUCAUGUAGAUGUUUUUUUUUUUUUUUUAAUCCUUACGUUAGCGAUGUUAUCCGAACUUCUGAACUAUUCCCCAAAAUGUUUAUUUUACAAUAAAAAUGUCUCGUAUUUCAUGAAACGCUGCAUUAAACUGACUAUAGAACUGUA
Polyodon spathula (Mississippi paddlefish) is the source of this 682-nucleotide messenger RNA. RefSeq names its product CYTL1 domain-containing protein. NCBI's taxonomy places the organism in Eukaryota, Metazoa, Chordata, Actinopteri, Acipenseriformes, Polyodontidae. The transcript has 4 exons. The coding region runs from base 87 to 482 and encodes 131 amino acids. Gene Ontology annotation, biological process: positive regulation of transcription by RNA polymerase II. The record is from RefSeq and is a predicted model, not a curated record.